Molecule: messenger RNA, 539 nt
Organism: Suncus etruscus (white-toothed pygmy shrew)
Lineage: Eukaryota; Metazoa; Chordata; Mammalia; Eulipotyphla; Soricidae
Gene: RPL26
Product: ribosomal protein L26
Exons: 4
Coding region: 44-481 (145 amino acids)
Biological process (GO): ribosomal large subunit biogenesis; cytoplasmic translation
Cellular component (GO): ribosome; cytosolic large ribosomal subunit
Molecular function (GO): structural constituent of ribosome; RNA binding
Source: RefSeq, a predicted model, not a curated record
CUCUUCCCUUCGGCGGCCGCGCGCGGUAGGAGCGGCAGCCAAAAUGAAGUUCAACCCUUUUGUGACUUCUGACCGGAGCAAGAACCGCAAAAGGCAUUUCAAUGCACCUUCCCACGUUCGCAGGAAGAUCAUGUCUUCUCCUCUUUCCAAGGAGCUGAGGCAGAAGUACAACGUGCGAUCCAUGCCCAUCCGCAAGGACGAUGAGGUCCAGGUGGUGAGAGGCCACUACAAAGGUCAGCAAAUUGGCAAAGUGGUCCAGGUUUAUAGGAAGAAAUACGUCAUCUACAUUGAAAGAGUCCAGCGGGAGAAAGCAAAUGGCACAACUGUCCAUGUCGGCAUUCACCCCAGUAAGGUGGUUAUCACCAGACUAAAGCUGGACAAAGAUCGCAAGAAGAUUCUUGAGCGCAAGGCCAAGUCUCGACAAGUCGGCAAGGAAAAGGGCAAAUACAAAGAAGAAACCAUUGAGAAGAUGCAGGAGUAAAGUUAUUUUAUAUAUAACUUGAUUAAAAGCUGUAGAAUGAAGGCUGCCGUGCUGUGCA